Nerophis lumbriciformis (worm pipefish) is the source of this 2745-nucleotide messenger RNA. NCBI's taxonomy places the organism in Eukaryota, Metazoa, Chordata, Actinopteri, Syngnathiformes, Syngnathidae. The record is from RefSeq and is a predicted model, not a curated record.
AUGUCGGUUUCUACGGUGUUGGCGAAGGCGCUGUUUGAUAACACGGCCGAAAGCCCAGAAGAGCUGGCUUUCAGGAAGGGGGAUAUCCUGAUGGUUUUGGAGCAGGAGCAGAGCGGUGGACCCGGAUGGUGGCUUUGCUCCCUGCACGGUCGACAGGGCAUCGCCCCGGCUAAUCGUCUGCGUCUCCUCCAGACCGCCCCGACCCCUGGUCCGGACUCGGUUUACUUGUCACCAGGCCCGCCGUUGGUUCGCGGUAGCGUGGACGACGCGGAGGCAGUGUACCGCUCCCCGCCCGCUGCGGGUGAAACCCGAGGAGCCGGUGCAUCCUCGAGACCCGGCGAGCUCCGCAAGGCAGAUGGUGGACGGCCGCGUUCGCACUCUAGUUCCGGGUCCAGACCCAGGCCCGACUGGGAUAUAGGAGUCGGUGGUCGCCCGCGGUCCCCUUCCCUUAGAGGACGGGGCACAGACGUGACCGCAGCGCUUUAUCAUACACCCGUAAGCCCUUCCCCGUCAUCUGCUCGGCAGCCAGGAGGUCAGAUAACCCACGAGUCUGUGUACCUAUCCCCCGGCGGAGUCGCGAGAAUGGGCGAUGAAUCUGAGGACACCACUUAUCUCGUCCCUCGAGAAACACUAACCACAGGACACUCUGAUGACUGUUACUUGGUGCCUAAAGGGACACCGCUCGCCAGUGAGGAUGUUUACCAGUCCCCAACUGGAGGAGUUGUCACAAACGGCCCCUCCUCAGUCAGUGGAACUCCCCAGUCUAAAGUGAGUCAGGACAUGUACCAAACCCCAUCUUCUAUGGCAGUAACUCUUCAAAGGACUUCAUCUACCCCUGCCCAAGCACCUCCCAGGCCCCUCGUCAAGGGUCCGUCUCCCAACCCUGCUGUGGCCAGAGGGAAACCCGGUCUCGCCUGCCACCGGGGGUCCCCUUUACUAGUCCGAGCGGGCCAUCCCCGAGUUCCCGGAUCUCCAAAUUUUGCUCGAAAGCCCCCUCCACCCGCACCCCCGGUUAGGGGAGUCACACGGAAAGAUGCCCAGCAGUCCACACUUGUGUCAGGUGAUUGCGGCGUGGCCCCCAACCCCGGUUCUCAAGGGCAGGAGGCAGACAGACAGACAAAUCAGGACCUAGAGAAAAGCAACAACGUGCAUAACGGCAAAGGUGAAAGUCAAGAUUACGCCGACCCUGUGGAUGACCAGGUAUAUGACACCCCGCCCAGCGGCAGGUGGCAGCGUGCCGUUCCAGCAGGCAAUGACGAUGACGGCAUCUAUGACACCCCGCGCACCGUCCCGCCACAUGUGGACUCUGAGACAGAGGUGUAUGACAUUCCAACCAUAACGCUGAAUGGCUGCGCCUCCGAAGUCCAAGCAAGCGCCACUUUGCCGGACGACGUCUACAGUGUGCCAAGUCUUCCGGGUGUUCCUUUGGCUCCCGGGGAGUCCGCGGAGGACCUGAGCCAGAACGGUCACGCUAACUGCGUCCCGGCCUCUGAGAAGCGAGCGAGCACAGGAGAUCAGCGGCGGGACUCUCCGGAUUGCGGGAUCUACGAUAUGCCCGCCCUGACUGCUGAAGUCCUCCCCCACUCGUCGUCGUCUUCCUCCACCUCCACCCGUCGACUCUCCGUGUCCAGUAACGGAUCCGGGGACGUUCAAUGGAGGGCCUCGCUCUCCAGCUUGGUCCACGCCGUGCUGAGCGCUGCUUCCUGCUCAACCGCCGCUCUGUCCUCCCGAGAUCUGGCCACGUCGCUGGCCGAAAUCCUGUCUACGUGGAAAGCCAGCUACUCCGGGGACCCUCCGCCGCCCCUUCAGCAAGCUUGGGCCCGCUUGUCCGACCUUCUCCCCGCUUUAUCGGCAAUUGGCAAUGCUCCUCCGUCGGAAGGACUCCUAUCACUGGUCCAGCGCUCCCUGGAGGAAAGCGCUCUCCUCCUGCAGGCUCAGGGUCGCCCGCGAUUACCCUCCCAGGACUCUUUGUCCCGGAGGCCGCUGCCCGCUCUCCCGGUAUCGGACGGGAAGUCAGCCGGAGGCGGCAUGGGCUCCCGUAAGAGUAGCUGGAUUCAGGAAAGGCCUUUGCCUCCGACUCCGCAGCCGGCCUUCCCGAUGCCUCCCACUCAAGCCACGGUGACCCUCUCAGCGGGUCACGGCAAUGGAGAUGAAGACCCCGGCAACGAGUAUGCUGGAAUUGGCCUGACUCCCGUCCCAGCUCCGGUCCCUAAUGGAGACAGUGUUGGAUAUGUCAAGCUGCAGGGAAAACCAGAGCUUCCCCUUGCUCAGAAUGGACAAACAAUCACUUCAGAGCCCAGACUUACUCCGUCCCCUCCCUUGCCGGUGUCCCUAUCUCUGGAGGAUUCGGAGCUGCUGUCCUUCUACUCGUCCCAGAGCCUCGCUCACCUCUCCUGCUUGGCCGACGCCAUCGACGUGCUCUUCGCAAGCGUACGUGGCAACCAACCGCCGCGUGUCUUCGUGGCGCGCGGGAAAAGCCUCAUCGUAACGGCGCACAAGCUGGUGUUCAUCGGCGACACGCUCUCCCGUCUUCUAGCUUCUGCAGACCUCCGGGCAAAGAUCACCACUUCCGGGGGUCGCCUCUGCCAGGCUUUGAAAGCGGUGGUGGUGGCGACCAAGGGCGCCGCCCAGAACUACCCGUCAGUUUCGGCCUCUCAGGAGAUGGUGGAUCGGGUCGCCGAGCUCUCCCAACAGGCCGCCGGUUUCUCCACUCUGCUCCAGCGCCUGGCUGAGAUUUCCUCGUGA